Molecule: messenger RNA, 1002 nt
Organism: Cokeromyces recurvatus
Lineage: Eukaryota; Fungi; Mucoromycota; Mucoromycetes; Mucorales; Mucoraceae
Product: vacuolar ATP synthase subunit S1-domain-containing protein
Exons: 7
Coding region: 65-874 (269 amino acids)
Biological process (GO): (1->6)-beta-D-glucan biosynthetic process; fungal-type cell wall biogenesis
Cellular component (GO): endoplasmic reticulum membrane
Source: RefSeq, a predicted model, not a curated record
UUUUUUUUUUCUCUUUUCCCCUUGUUUCACUCAACUUACUUUGUAUAAUAUUAAAAAAGAAAAAAUGAAAGUUUAUACGAUAGCUGCCAUUCUUUCAUUAGCUUCUACUGUCAUGGCUUUUGAAUCAACCGUCCCUUGUCUCAUGUGGUCACCUAAAAAUUAUAUUGACAUUUCGCCACAGACAACUAAACAGUUCGUAAUUGCAAAGUCAGACGCUUCUGAUGUUAUCUUAUCAUCCUUAUCUUCAGAUGUUUGCUCAGCUAAAGUAAUUGCUUUAAUUAAUCAGCCCGAGAUUCAUAGUAAUGACUUUUUAUAUUCUGGAUAUGAAGGCGCUUUUAGUCAUUUAGAGGAGCAAAUAAGUGAAGCAAAUACUCAUUCACAAAUUGAAUAUAUUACUGAAGGCGUUCAUAUUGACCAACUUGCAAAAUCAAUUGCUACUCGUUGUAAUACGGCUGUAUCUAUCUUGGAUCCUUAUACCGUUUCUACUGAAGAUUUUGUUAAUCAGAUUAAACCCAUUGUCGCUGUUCUUCCUCUUCCUUCUGCUGACAAUAAUGUAAACACUCUUAGGACAAAUGAUGCUUUAUUGGAUCAAUUUAUAAAUAUCAUAAAGUUAAAAGCUCAAGAUAACUAUGCGGUUAUUUAUACUUCUAGUUCUGCCAAGCAAUCUCAUGAAAAGAUCAAGUUAAGUCGUCGCGAUAUUCCUACUACAGAUAACAAUUUACCUAUUUUUGAGAAAUAUCAAUUAUUUACACCUGGAGUUUUUAUGGUCCUUGGUGUCGUUUUUCUUUUCUUAUUUAUUGCUGGUACAGGUAUUAGUUGGUUAGUUGGCAUUCAAACUCCUGUUCGUUUUGAAGGAAAACCAAAGAAGAAUUAAAAUAUAUAUUCCCCCUUUAUGAGAUAAUAAAUGACAUAUGAUAUAAAUAAAUAGCUAUAUAUAUAUAUAUAUCAUUGUAUGUAAAAUCGUGUAUAUUUAUGUAUAUAUAUAUAUAUAUACAUGCAUAU